AUGAUUCGUCAUAAGAUGAACCAAACAAGAAAACCCCUUGGCAUGAUUGGACUAAGCGGCCUUGGUCACAUAUCUAUGAAGUUUGGAAAGGCUCUUGGACCGAAUGUCACGAGUUUUCAGCAUAAGCAUUUAAAAGAAGGAAGAAGCCUUGAAUCAACUUGGAGUAGAAGAAUUUGUAGUCUCAUCCGACAUGGAGCAAAUGAAGACACGGCAUCGAGUGAGCAUCCAUUUGAUCCUUACAUUGCAACUUUGAAGACUACUAGAGUCCUAAUCUUGGUGGGCGCUCUAAGUGAAAUCAAGCUCGAUCCUCUAAGGCUUCUUCUUGGUAUGAUAACCAUUUUUGAAAGUACAACAAGUGGUACAAAGUAUACACAAGAAAUGCUUGGAUUUUUACGGCAUUCACAAAAUCUAACCUAA
Molecule: messenger RNA, 417 nt
Organism: Dovyalis caffra
Lineage: Eukaryota; Viridiplantae; Streptophyta; Magnoliopsida; Malpighiales; Salicaceae
Source: the annotation of a GenBank genome assembly